Molecule: messenger RNA, 411 nt
Organism: Durotheca rogersii
Lineage: Eukaryota; Fungi; Ascomycota; Sordariomycetes; Xylariales; Xylariaceae
Exons: 3
Coding region: 1-411 (136 amino acids)
Molecular function (GO): oxidoreductase activity, acting on the CH-OH group of donors, NAD or NADP as acceptor
Source: RefSeq, a predicted model, not a curated record
AUGGGCGAGCUCACCAACGAGCUGGCCGACGAGCUCGCCGUGUAUAACAUCCAGGCGAACUGCCUGUACCCCGGGUGGAUCGAUACCCCUCUGUCGCGGAAGAUGGUCGAGAAUAGAGAGCUCAGCGAUCGGAUCGUGUCUGCUAUCCCGGCUGGGCGAUGGGGGAGGCCGCAAGACUUCAAGGAGGUAGCUGUCCUCUUGUCCAGUUCCGCAGGCGGCUACAUAACAGGGUCUCGUAUAUGGGCCGAUGGGGGCACACAUAGCAUGAGUAGUAGCGAAUACCGGGGAUAUAUCGCGUUAGGCUGGUAUAACUGGGCGAACUUUGCUAAUUUCGCUGCGUUGAUGAACGGUGCGUCGGCGUUCAGCUCCAGCGAGGUGAAGCCGUCCCUCACUGCGUCGACGGGGAAGUGA